Arabidopsis arenosa is the source of this 1135-nucleotide messenger RNA. The record is from the annotation of a GenBank genome assembly. NCBI's taxonomy places the organism in Eukaryota, Viridiplantae, Streptophyta, Magnoliopsida, Brassicales, Brassicaceae.
AUUUACGCAGGAAUAUCCUACCGGCAUGCCACAAAUAGAAAGAGACGUGCAAGAAAAUUGGCAAAUCUGGCACGAGACAGGAGAAAAGUGUCCAACGGGGACGAUUCCCAUACGUCGGGAUUUGGAUCCGAAGGUGUCUCACAAAAAGAAGCCAAAGGUUCACGAGGUCCCCAACAGCGCUAAUAUGGGACACAAGUAUGCUAUCGCAUAUAUGAUAGACCGACAACAAGUGUACGGUACAAGGGCAACAUUCAAUGUCUGGGCGCCAAUUGUAGAAGAGUCCACCGAUUUUAGCCUCGCACAGAUUUGGUUGGCAUCCGGGUCAUACGAGACUGCGGAUCUCAGUACCGUAGAAGCGGGUUGGCAGGCGGAUGGAUAUAACAACACCGGGUGUUAUGGCCUCGACCGUCCUGGAUUUGUGCAGACUAGCAGUAACAUCGCCAUAGGAGCUGCGAUUGGUCGCACCUCAACAUUUGGAGGCACCCCGUUUGACAUGACGCUUCAGAUCUGGAAGGAUCCGUUUUCAGGACAUUGGUGGCUGGCUGUGGGCCCCAAUAUAGUGCCGAUCGGGUACUGGCCGGCCACAAUUUUCACGACCUUAUCCGAUCAUGCGACGAGGGUUGAAUGGGGAGGAGAAGUAUUAUACCGAAACCUCUCUGGCGUGAACACGGUGGCCCAAAUGGGUUCAGGGGAAUAUGCCGACAAAGGCUACGGAAAAGCGGCAUAUUUCUGCAAUCUGAAGGUGGCAGAGAACAACCACACCCUUCUCCCGGUCCAAGAUUUCGGCGUUCUAGCCGAUCACCCAAAAUAUUAUACCGUUAAGAAGUCGUCAAACCGCAAUUGCGGUAACCACUUUUAUUUCGGCGGACCAGGGCCUCAACGUUCGGGGGCGUUUUUCUGAAGAUAAGAAGCUGUGUACUAAAAGAUGUUGGUUAUGCUUUUCACUUGAGUAUUUAUUUUUACCAAUGUAUCCACGUUGAUGUUCGGGGAACAUUAUCUGUUAUUUUUGGUCUGAUCAUGGUCUACUCUACAUCAACAUAAACGAGGGUCAUAUGAUCACUCAUAUAAGUCUGUUGAGAAUCUUUCAUUGUUUCACUAGCAUCUGCCACUGAUUGAAUAAAUUCGAGAAAAAGCG